AAAAGCUGCUCACGAUUCUAUGAAUUUUCAACUCUCUCUUCUCACUUAUUCAAAGUUAAUUAUACUCCAAUACUCCAUAUAUAUUGAACUUGACCCACUCUUUAUUCCCACUCUUUAUUGGUCAAAGAGAAUAAAAAAUGGAAGAAGAAUUCUCCAAAUCAGAAUCCCCAGAAAUCACUCUGAGAUCAAUACAGCUUUCAGACUUGGACGAUUUUAUGGAAUGGGCAGGAGAUGAAAGAGUGACUACUUUCUGCACGUGGGAUACUUACACCUCAAGAGACCAAGCCAUUGACUUCAUAAAGAAUUAUGCAAUUCCACACCCAUGGUUAAGAGUGAUUUGCCUUGAGAAUAGGGCAGUUGGGUCAGUAUCUGUGACCCCCAGGUCAGGGCAUGACAGUUGCAGAGGUGAGCUUGGGUAUGUGUUGGCACACAAGUAUUGGGGCAAAGGGGUUGCAACAAGGGCAGUCAAGAUGGUUGCAUCUACCAUCUUCUCAGAGUGGGCCCACCUGGAGAGGCUUGAGGCUUUUGUAGAUGUGACAAACAAAGGUUCUCAGAGGGUGCUGGAGAAAAGUGGGUUUCUGAGAGAAGGGGUUUUGAGGAAGUACCUGAUCCUGAAGGGAAGAUCUAGAGAUACAGUGGUUUACAGCCUCCUCUCCACUGAUUUCUCUUCUCUAGUAUUGGAGCCCAUGGAGAUUGAUGGAAAAGGAACGCACAAUUGAGAAUCUGCCCAAAAUGUACUUUCUAACUUUGUGCGUCAUACUAAUAGACAUAUAUAUAUGUGUUCCAGUGAAUUCUCAGUGUGUUAAAAACAAAAGAUAUUUGGUGUACACAUUUUUUGUACACAUUUCAUAGAUUUUUUUUGUAUCACAAAUAAUUAGUAUAAAUUUCUGACAAGUUCUACAUUUUUAGACAAAUUACAUAAAAUGUAUGGAGAGUGCACAAAUAAAUGUAAAGAUAAUUCCCUAAAUAGGAGUAAAAAAGUUUUGAAAUUCCAAAAUAAGACUAUCAUGUUUUUUAUUCCUUGAAUAUGAGCAAAUUUUUGCCAACUUUGGCAUUACUAGGCUUUAAACAUGGCAUUUUUUUUUCAAACUUGGCAGAUUACUCUUAUUCAGGGAAUAAAAAAUAUGACACUCCUAUUUUGGAAUUUCAAAACGUUGUUGCUCCUAUUUAGAGCAAUUUCUAAUAAAUGUAUACAAAUGUCAUUUUAUGGUUAUAAA
Messenger RNA from Cuscuta europaea, 1217 nucleotides. The record is from the annotation of a GenBank genome assembly. NCBI's taxonomy places the organism in Eukaryota, Viridiplantae, Streptophyta, Magnoliopsida, Solanales, Convolvulaceae.